Messenger RNA from Triticum dicoccoides, 1015 nucleotides. RefSeq lists its product as uncharacterized. Bases 260 to 718 code for a protein of 152 amino acids. The record is from RefSeq and is a predicted model, not a curated record. NCBI's taxonomy places the organism in Eukaryota, Viridiplantae, Streptophyta, Magnoliopsida, Poales, Poaceae. The transcript has 5 exons.
CGGUCGAUCUCCGUGGGCCGUAACGCCGAAGACUAGUAGAAGGAGGAGUAGCUCGGGCGGCGAGCAUCCACGCACGCACGCAGAAUUUACCAAAGCACACAGAAGGAGAACGAGAGGGAGAGGGGAAAAGCCGACGGCAGAAGGAACGCGAAGCCAUCCCCUCCCGUUGCUUCCUCGCGCCGAACUCGAAUCCUCCCCCUCGCGCCGUGCCAGAGGGCUCCGCCGGAGAUCGAUCGAGGGGACGCGGCCCGAGCCGGAGAUGGUCGCCGCCGUGGUGAACUACCCGCUCGUCGCGGGGCUCCUCGCCUUCGCGGUCGCGCAGUCCGCCAAGUUCUUCACCACCUGGUAUAAAGAGAAGCGUUGGGAUGCCAGGCAAUUUAUAGCUUCUGGAGGGAUGCCAUCAUCACAUUCAGCCACAGUGACAGCACUUGCAGUGUCUGUUGGUAUCCAAGAAGGCUUUCGUAGUGCUACAUUUGCAACUUCAGUGAUACUUGCAUGUGUGGUGAUGCAUGAUGCUUUUGGUGUUCGGUUGCAUGCUGGAAAACAGGCAGAGGUGUUGAACCAAAUUGUCUACGAGCUGCCUAUAGAGCAUCCACUGGCAGAGACAAAGCCAUUGCGUGAAAUUCUUGGACACACAGUCCCUCAGGUGGUGGCUGGUUGCAUCCUUGGAAUCCUCACGGCUGUGAUCAUGCUCUUAGCUCUGGGGAGUUACACUUAGAUUUCGGCAAUAUUUGAUCAUCAGAUAUCACAUCGCCGAUCUUGUAAAGCAUAAAGAAAAAAGCUCAUCUUUGAUGUAAUGUGUGAAAGUGGCCUGUCCAUGCUGAUGCUACAAAGUCUUAACUGAUUUAGAUCUGCGCUGUAGGAUAGUGGGUCGUAGCUUCAGUUGGUGCUGUAUAUCUGAGAUGUUUGCUGUCGAUUAGAACCUUCUCGUGUUGAAUGUUUGCUGUACAACUAGCAGUGAUAUACUGAUAUGUAGCUUGAGAAGUGAUGGUUCUGAAUAGUUGAUACCACGUCA